CUUACACCCCGCAAAUAUCCCAUACAAUGCCCAGUUGCAAGCCUCAGAUGAUCAUCACAAAUGAUCCAAUCAUCUGGCCCCAGGAUCAGGUGUCUGAGCCGUCUCGCACAAAGCCGCCCGAUGACGGCAAACGUGGCCAGCGCUAUGAAGACUGUGUUGAUAACAGUUAAUUUUGGUCCUUGGUCCUCAUGAGCUUUCUCCAUCAUCAGGAGUGAUGAUGAUAGGUAACUCCCCAAGACGGCAUCCGCCCCGCGCGUCUGAUUUUUGCCUCGUCCUGGAUUGUAUUCACAUCGUUGUAGCGCAAAUCACAUUCAGCUCCUACCAUGAGAUCAUCCAACCUAUAAAGGUUCUGUCCCCCCGGUCACACACGCCACCGAUGAUUGCUGUGGCUUACGUGAGUCCGGAUCUCCUCCUGGGCUUGUGUACAUUGCGCAUGUUAUACAGGAACUCCGGGAUGCAACCUUGGUACGACCUGUACGAACCUAGGUUGAGUGAACAGGAGACAACGCAAGGAAUGGCCAGAUUGCAUCGGAGGAAAACGACUCAUAUUAUGCAGAUAUAUAAACUCAACUGGACGCCUUAUCUCACGACAUCUCCACCUUGUUCACUCGCAUGGUGGAGAAACCGGGGAGAAAGACAACAUGCCAACGUGAUGUUCCUACGCCCAGAAGCUGAUUUCGCCUCUAGUGGUUGGGUUGUCUAGGGCGCUUUUGCCUACACCUCUCCAGUAAGAACAGACAGGGAGUAUUUUACAAAGGGGCUUUCAGUCUCCUUUGCAAGGCCUGGCUGGAUUGGAAUCUGCUCCAACUUGUUGACAGUGCUCACAAUCGCCGACAUAUACGUCGUUCGAGCAAUG
Messenger RNA from Aspergillus sclerotioniger CBS 115572, 856 nucleotides. RefSeq lists its product as uncharacterized. The transcript has 2 exons. The coding region runs from base 215 to 703 and encodes 162 amino acids. Lineage: Eukaryota; Fungi; Ascomycota; Eurotiomycetes; Eurotiales; Aspergillaceae. The record is from RefSeq and is a predicted model, not a curated record.